AUGGGAAGAAAUGCAAAGCAUAUAAAAACAUCAGCUGCCAUUUCGCAACCGGAUCAGUUUUCGACUCAAUCGAAGCUCAUCAUGGUGCGAAAUGUACUGCUCACGGUGUUACUCUACACCAGCUGGCAUCUGACGAGCGGGAACCCACUUCACCAAGCCCGCUGGGAACUGAUUCCGGAUGGAAAUGGAUUUCUGCGUAUGGUAAAUAUAGCGGCCUAUUCGCUGCCGGAAGACGAUUCAGUGCAGCCGUUGUUCAACCCACAUGAGGACAUCAUCUAUCGGCUGUUCACACGAAGCAACCCAACUGAACCGCAGAUUCUGACCGAUGCGGAGUCUAUUCAUGGCAGCUACUUCAAUCCAGAUCACCCGACAAGAUUCACGAUUCACGGUUGGAGUAACGAUGGUAGCCACUUUAUGAAUCAGGAAAUUCGGGAUGAAUUUUUGCGGGUCGGAGAUUUCAACAUAAUUACAGUAGACUGGGGCGUCGGAGCGAUGACCAACUACAUUUCCGCAAGAGCCAAUGUUGGCCCCGCCGGAGCAGGAGUUUCCGGGUUCCUUGAUCGGCUAUUGGAUGCCACUGGAAUAUCGCCAGACAGCAUUUACCUUAUCGGAUUUAGCUUGGGAGCACACGUAGCCGGCAACGCUGGCAAAGGGCAGCGAGGGCUAGUAAACACUAUCAUUGCACUCGAUCCAGCCGGACCGCUAUUUUCGGUUGGUCAGGAAACUGCUGUUUCUCCUACUGACGGGCAGUAUGUGGAAACCAUCAUGACUAACGCAGGACUGCUGGGAAUUAAUACUGUCUUGGGACAAGCGAAUUUUUUCCCAAACUGGGGACGAACACAACCCGGAUGUGGCACUGAUACCGGCGGAAGUUGUGCUCACAGUCGAGCUCCUCAAUUCUAUGCGGAGUCGAUUAGCUCUUCUACGGCGUUCAGAGCCGUUAGAUGUGCAAACCAUGAGGAAAUGCUGGAAGGAAUUUGUACGCCAAGUGGUGAUGAUGCCAACAUGGGUGGACAACCUUCGAACCAGGGACGAGGAGUGAGUGGAGUUUUUCACUUGUCGACGAGAGCGGAGGCGCCGUUUGCUCUGGGGUAAGAAUAGGACUGAUUGAUAGUAGAUAAAAAUUAAUUUAUGUAUCGAAUAAACUACUUAGAAUUAGUUAAUCUGCGAUGUUUUGUUCAGUAUAGAAUACAUAGGUUACAAGCAAACAAUGCAUACGUUUCGUUCAGGGUGAAUGACCUAAAAGACAUUGAAUAUUUGGGAAAUAAUUCUAGGGGUGUGCACCACGAUAACGUUCAAUCCGCAUUCGAAACUCUCUUUAAUCCAAUGCAAUAUCUAGUAUUUUUUAUAUCUUCGGUAUAAAUUUUCAACUUCAAAUCCACUUUCGUGCCGAAUCAAGCCCAAUAUUGCUAUAGAAAAGAGACUGCCCCAAAAACAUUCAUGCUUUACAAAAAUCGACGUACGUCAAGCAUUCGUAAAGAACAGAAAUGAUAAAAUAGUCACCUUCGCACCAGUCGAUUGCUUAUCAACAUCAGAAUUGGUGAUUUAUAUCUAGCUAGGGUAAUGUCCCUGUUAUUGCAGUAGAGCCUAUUGUGACCCUACUUCACACUUCUUGGCUUUGAAUCAAACAUAUGAGAUAAUGACAAUAUAUAUUUGGAUAAAA
Molecule: messenger RNA, 1663 nt
Organism: Topomyia yanbarensis
Lineage: Eukaryota; Metazoa; Arthropoda; Insecta; Diptera; Culicidae
Product: pancreatic triacylglycerol lipase-like
Exons: 1
Coding region: 1-1095 (364 amino acids)
Biological process (GO): lipid metabolic process
Molecular function (GO): lipase activity
Source: RefSeq, a predicted model, not a curated record